AAAUAAAAUAAGGCGAACCUCCUGAAUGUCUCAUGCUCCAACUACCCCUUCGCGUACCAAACUUUCUCUCCACAAAUGAUUCUCUUCCCAGUUCCCUCCGGCCAUUUCUCUCUCUCUCUCUCUGUCUCUCUCGCAACACUGUCUUCUUAUCUUCUUCCAAGAAAGCAAAAAUCAUGGGCGGGGAGAGCAUAGAAGAAGGACUAGUUAUAACCAGGCCUCUGCUAGUUACUUCCAGUGAAAAUGGUAAUUCAAUUUCCAGUGGCAGCAACGCCGGCGGCGGUAGUGGCGGUGCCUCCUCCUCCGUCACUCUUGCCGUCGUCUUCAGCACCACGAUGGCCGUCUGCGGCUCCCUCACCCUCGGUUACGCUUCUGGAUAUACAUCACCUGCCGAGUCAGGAAUCAGAGAUGAUCUGCACCUUUCUGUUGCGGAGUAUUCGCUUUUUGGUUCAAUAUUGACAAUUGGAGGUGUGCUCGGUGCGGUUUUGAGUGGGAAGAUAGCAGAUCUCUUGGGUCGAAGAGGUACACUCUGGUUUUCGGAAAUAUUCUGCAUUGCCGGGUGGCUAGCAAUGGCAUUGUCAAAGGGUCUUUGGCUGCUCGACCUUGGAAGAUGUUUAUUGGGAUUUGGAGUUGGAAUUAUUUCCUACACGGUGCCUGUAUAUAUUGCAGAAAUAACACCCAAGAAUAUUCGGGGAAGAUUUGCGUCAGCCAAUCAGUUGUUGGUUUGUAUCGGGUUAUCGCUAGCAUAUUUCAUUGGAAAUGCCGUUUCCUGGCGCACCUUGGCUCUAAUUGGAGCCAUUCCAAGCCUAGUGCAGGUUUUCGGCAUAUUCUUCAUUCCAGAGUCUCCUAGAUGGCUGGCAAAAAAUGGUCAGGAGAAAGAGUUAGAGGCUGCUCUACAAUGCCUUCGGGGGAAGCACGCCGAUAUUGCUCAAGAAGCUGCUGAAAUCCAAGAUUAUACAGAAGCCUUCGAGCAGCAGUCUGAUGGUAGAAUACUCAACUUGUUCCAACGAAAAUAUGCUCAUGCUCUCAUUGUUGGAGUGGGGUUGAUGUUACUGCUGCAAUUUGGAGGGACAAAUGGGAUUGCCUUUUAUUCAAGUGAAAUUUUUUAUUCUGCCGGUUGCUCAGAAAGUGUUGGAACUACUGCAAUGGCUAUUAUUCAGAUUCCAGCGACAGUGGUGGGCAUACUCUUACUGGAUAAAUCUGGAAGACGGCCUCUUCUAAUGAUUUCUGCAGCUGGAAUGUGCUUGGCAUGUUUCCUUGUAGGACUGUCAUUCCUUAUGCAGGACCUUCAUCACUGGAAGCACUUAACUCCUCAAUUUGUGCUUAUUGGCAUCCUGGCAUACUCUGCAGCUUUCUCAAUUGGCAUGGGGGGAAUACCAUGGGUUUUGAUGUCAGAGAUAUUUCCUGUGAAUGUGAAAGGCUCGGCUGGAAGCAUCGUCACUUUUGUAAACUGGUCUUGUUCUUGGGUUGUUUCUUAUACUUUCAACUUCUUAUUUGAAUGGAGUUCAGCAGGAACAUUCUUUAUAUUCUCGGCCAUCUGCUCAUUCACAGUCCUAUUCGUUGCUAAGCUAGUACCAGAGACAAAGGGACGGACUCUAGAGGAAAUACAAGCUUCAAUAACCAAUUUUAGGUACUAAGAGAAACUUGCAUGCUGCAAGUACUGCCAUGGGUGUUAAAAGUAAGAUGCAGGAUAUAUGCUCCAACGUCACACAUCAAAGAGAACUAUAACAUAUUUUGAACUGCUCGAAAGGUUUAAUUCUAUUCAAUUUUUUGUGCAAGCAUUUGCCAUCUGUAAAACUCAAUCUGUCCUUUUGUCAUGUGCGCCUUGUUGGACAUUGUUUUAUUUGGCAUGAAGUUGAUCUUGUUUUUGAUUGGAAUA
Molecule: messenger RNA, 1876 nt
Organism: Malania oleifera
Lineage: Eukaryota; Viridiplantae; Streptophyta; Magnoliopsida; Santalales; Ximeniaceae
Product: sugar transporter ERD6-like 5
Exons: 18
Coding region: 33-1634 (533 amino acids)
Biological process (GO): carbohydrate transport; transmembrane transport
Cellular component (GO): membrane
Molecular function (GO): sugar transmembrane transporter activity
Source: RefSeq, a predicted model, not a curated record